AUGUACUUCUCCGCCGGAAUCAAAGCAGCCCUGCUUCUCGCAGCUUCCAUUCCUGCGCAAGCAUGGAACAGACUGGACAAGGACAACGCUGCCCUCCUGGUCGUCGACCACCAAGUCGGUCUUGCCCAACUCGUGCGUGAUUACAACACAAACGACUUCCGCAACAACAUCCUCGGUCACGCUGCCCUCGGUAACGUCUUCAACCUGCCAACUGUCCUGACCAGCUCCUCGGACGCAGGUCCCAACGGUCUCCUGCUCAAGGAGAUCAUUGACAUGCACCCCAACGCGACCUUCGUCCGUCGUCAGGGUGAGGUCAAUGCUUGGGAUAAUGCGGACUUCCGCGCUGCGGUUAAGGCUACUGGCAAGAAGCAGUUGAUUAUGGCUGGUAUUGUCACCGAAGUUUGCACCUCCUUCCUCGCUUUGUCUCUUAUUGAUGCCGGCUACGAAGUCUUCGCCAACACCGAAGCGAGUGGCACUUUCGAUGUUAAACUUGCCGAGGAUGCGAAUCGUCGUAUGGAGAAGGCUGGUGUUACGCUCAUGGGUCUGUUUGGUAUUGUCUGUGAUCUUAUGCGUGAUUGGAGGGGAACUCCUGGUCUCACUGAGGUUCUGCCUUUCCUUGAUAAGUACCAGUUUGCUUACGGUCUUGCUGCCCGCCACCACGCUGGAUCUAUUCAGAAUGGUACCUUUUACCCUGUUGAAGGGACUUUGAUUUAA
Messenger RNA from Penicillium hordei, 714 nucleotides. RefSeq names its product putative isochorismatase family hydrolase. The record is from RefSeq and is a predicted model, not a curated record. The transcript has 4 exons. Lineage: Eukaryota; Fungi; Ascomycota; Eurotiomycetes; Eurotiales; Aspergillaceae. Bases 1 to 714 code for a protein of 237 amino acids.